This is a messenger RNA of Gracilinanus agilis (Agile Gracile Mouse Opossum), 2663 nucleotides long. Its product is annotated as coagulation factor XIII B chain-like. NCBI's taxonomy places the organism in Eukaryota, Metazoa, Chordata, Mammalia, Didelphimorphia, Didelphidae. Bases 1 to 1989 code for a protein of 662 amino acids. The record is from RefSeq and is a predicted model, not a curated record. The transcript has 12 exons.
AUGAGGCUAAAAGGAUUGGCUUUUACCAUGAUACUGAUUUUUUCAGGAGAACUCUUUGCAGAAGGUAAAUCCUGUGAUAUGCCUAAUGUUGAGCAUGGAAGGAUUGCUCAGUAUUACUACACUUUUAAAAAUCAUUACUUUCCAAUGAACCUAGACAAAAAGCUUUCAUUUUUUUGCUUGGCUGGAUAUACAUCCAAGACUGGGAAACAAGAAGAUAUAACUACAUGCACAUCAGAAGGAUGGUCCCCAAAGCCUGAGUGUUUCAAAAAAUGUAACAAACCAGACUUGAAUAAUGGCUUCUUUUCUGACCAGAAAAUAUUAUACAAAAUUCAAGAAACUCUCCAUUAUAGAUGUGAUUCAGGAUAUAAAACUCCUGGAGGAAAAGAUGAAGAAGUGCUACAAUGUCUUGCCAAUGGAUGGUCUUCUCAACCCAACUGUAACAAGGAACUUGAAAUUUGCCUGGCCCCUGAGUUAUUUCAUGGGAACUAUUCCACAAGCCAGAAGAUGUUCCAAGUGAAGGAGAAGUUGCACUAUACAUGUGAUAAUGGAUACUUCACUACUAGAGGAAAGAGAUCUGAAGAGGCAGAAUGUCAUCCAUAUGGAUGGUCUUUCACUCCAAAAUGUACUAAGUUAACCUGUUCUCCUUUAAGAGCAAUAGAAAAUGGACACUUCAAUCCCACAAAGAAAACCUAUGAAGAGGGAGAUGUAGUCCAAUUUUUCUGUCUUGAAAAUUACUAUUUGAGUGGUUCAGAUUUAAUCCAGUGUUAUAAUUUUGGAUGGUACCCAGAGCCUCCAUUGUGUGAAGAAAGAAGAAAUAGAUGUCCUCCUCCACCACUGCCUCCAAAUGCCAAAAUGCAAACUCUUCCCAAUACUUUCCGGCAUGGAGAAAUAAUUCACAUAGAGUGUGAGCUUAACUUUGAGCUUGAAGGAUCAGAAGAAAUACACUGUGAACAUGGAAAAUGGACACCACCACCAAACUGCAUUGAAAUAAAGGAAAAAAUAGCAUGUGAGGAGCCACCUAUGAUUAUGAAUGGCUCAGCAAACUUCAAUUCUAAGACCUAUUACAAUGGGGCUAAAGUGACAUAUACUUGUGAAAAUGGCUAUCACAUUAAAGGAUCUGAUGAGAUAAUCUGUAAAAAUGGAAAAUGGACCUCACCUCCAAAAUGCAUGGAAAACAAUGAAAACUGUAAACCACCACCUGAGAUUGAACAUGGGACUAUUGUUGAUGAAUUAUUGUCAAGCUAUGAAACAGGGUCCUCAGUGGAAUAUAGAUGCAAUAUAUAUUACUUAUUGAGUGGAUCUCAAAGAGCACUAUGUGUGCAAGGAAAGUGGUCAACUCCACCUAUUUGUUUAGAGCCAUGCACUGCUAAUGCUGAAUAUAUGCAUAACAAUAAUAUAGAAAUGAAAUGGAAUUUUGAAGGAGAGAGAUAUUUUUUACAUGGUGACAAUAUAUAUUUUAUAUGUAAACAGGGAUAUGAUUUAUCCCCAUCAACCAGACCUUCUGAAUUGAUAGUACAGUGUAACAGAGGACAACUGAAAUAUCCAACAUGCAUUAGAAAAGAAUCUGAAGGAAAGUGUGGAUCUCCCCCAAUUAUCAGAAAUGGCAAUAUUAUUGGCUCAUCACAAAAGAGUUAUGAAAAUGGUUCCUCAAUAGAAUACCAGUGUUUAGAUUAUCAUUUCCUACAAGGGUCUAGGACAGCUUUUUGCUUGCAGGGACAAUGGACUACACCCCCAACAUGUUUAGAACCUUGCAUGUUAUCUUCAACUGAGAUGGAGAAUAAUAAUUUGCAUUUGAAAUGGAGUUUUGACAACAGACCUUAUUUUUUUCAUGGUGAAUACAUCGAAUUUCUCUGUAAAAGGAACAGUUUUCUAGCUGUAUCUUUUGAAGAAUCUGAUUUGAGAGUGCAGUGCCAAAGAGGGCAACUGAAAUAUCCACAGUGCAUUGAAAGAAGCAGGACUCAAUAUUACCAACAACCAUUAAGGACAUGAAAGAAAUGGAAUGCAAGAAAGUGGAAAGAAGAGACAUUUGAAAGCAUCAUAAAAUGUCAUAUGCUUAAGAAGAAAAAUAUUACCUAAAAAUAAAUUACCAUCUGAACUGUUUACAACUUUCAACCAAAAUUAUACAUGCUGAAAAUUUUCUUACUGUUUAUAAAAAGUUUGUAGGAUCAUAGAUUUAGAACUAGAAGGGAACUUGGCACUUAGUUUAACCCCUCAUUAUGAAGAUGAAACUGAGAUGGCAGAGUAGACCGAACCAAGUUAUUUGGUCCAACGUUACACAGAUAGUAAGCAGCAGGCCCGCCAUUUAAUGUGGGUUAUCUGACUCCAAAUAAAGGACACUUUCCACUAAAGUUCAUCUUAGCUUGGCACAUAGCUUUAUGUAGAGAGGGUACUUAAUAAAUAUUUUUAAGCGAAUGAGUAGAAGUAAAUGUUAAUUUGGGAGAGGUGGGUUUAGACCCCGAUUUCAUUGCUGUAGGGAACUAUCUGUGAUAAUAUACCUUCUAGCAAUGCAGUAACUUGUAAAUAUAGUGGAGAUGAUAUAUGUGUAGAGAUAUCAAAAACUAUUCCCCAAAUUCAAUGUGGCCUACAGUACUCCCCAGUUCUGAGGGAAUCAGAAUAAAAUGUAAAUGGGAAUAUUUAACAAAAUAAAUACAAUAGCAUACUAA